CUAUAUCUGACCAUUUUUUUUCUCUCUCUCUCUCUCUCAUUCUGUGUGUCUGGCUCUGUAGGUCUGCUUUAAUUUACAAAGAACCUGAUUCUCUGAACACGAGGGAACGACUUGCACUUUCUUUCUUUCCUUCUUUCUCUUUUGUGCAGAGAGUCUCUUCGUUAGCUUUUUGUCUUUAAUCCACCACUGUUGUUGUUUUUCACCGACGAGCUAUAGCUCUAUAUCUAUAGCUAUAUCUAUAUAUCUAAUCCAAGCAAAGAGAGAGAGAGCGAAAAACAAGAGUCUGAGAUAGAAACGGAGAGAUAUCUGGCAACUAACUAAGUGUGUUGAUUUUUCUCUUUCUUUGGAAAACCCAAACGCCACUUUUUCGCUUCUCUUUCCGCCUAGCUUUUCGCUAAAUACUCAAAACCCAAACAAACCCACACACAUACACAAAAAAAGACAAGAGAGAGAGAGACUUCUUCUAUCUUCAUACAUUUUCUCUCUCUCUCUUUACGUUCUUUCUCAUCAUUCACAUUUUCAAAGGGAAACUAUAUAAUUUACUCUCAACUUUGUGAUAUUGAAGAAUAGUUAGAUCUGGGUUUGAGCGUUUUUUUUGUUGUGGUAUUGUGAGCCAUAAAAGCAGUUUUCAAAACAAACCCAGAUGAUGAUGAUGUUGUUGUUGUUAAUAGCUAAGAAGAAGAAAUGGACAAAGCUCGCCAAGUGAGGCGUGGAGCUAGUCGGUUCUCUCUCACCAGGUCCCACAACAAUAACAACAACAACAAGCACUUCUCUGGGUCGGAAGAUUGUGUUGGUGGGGACUUUGUAGUUGUACAUUCGGAAAGAGCGAAGAAAGAGAGGCUAAGAGAAUUGAGUGUUGCUGCUGGUACUAUAACAACAAGCUCGAGCUUCGAUUACCAAGACUGCGAAAUGGGUUGUGAUCACGUGUCUGAUAAUGAAGAUGAGCUUCACUUAGAAGAAGAAGAAUCUUCUUUGAGUAUAAUUGGUUCUAGCAAGAGAUUUAAGGUUCCCAAAAAGUUUUUUGAUGACUGCAAUGGCGUUGAUCAUGCCUCUGUUCCAAGAAAACUACGGUCAGCAACAAAGAAGCGCAAUCGCGAAUCUAUUUCUCAACCUUUACCAGAUUCAAAGAAGCUGAACCAUAAAAUCAGUGGAGUGGAAUCAUUCAUAAAGAAUGGAGCAAAGAAAUCCAAGCUGAGCAUGAAACAAUGUGGCUCAGACAAGUUCCCAAGAAAGACUGUCACUGGGCCAAUAACAAAGGAUGAGGAAGAAGUUGUGGAGACCUUGUAUGCAUUGGCUGGAAUGUUCCCAAACAAUGAUGCAAGUGAGAAGAGUAAAUUAGACAGUGAAUCUAUGGAAGCAAAACCUUCAGCAAUGCCAGUGUCAAAGGAGAGCCCAAUGCCUACAUUGGAAGAUUCUGCAGUUACAAAUGACAACUUGAGCUCCACCCCCUUGAUAACUGCCGAGGCUGCCAAUUCGUCGUCUAAUUUUGAAAGUUCACCUAAAGAAACUGCAAAAGUAGAUUCUUUGGAUGAACUCAGUGUUCAAGAAAAACCUGUUUUGCCCGAAAGCAAGAAAAUUAAUAUGGAAUCAGAUUGUUCUGGUCAUCAAUUGAAUCUAAACAGCAUGUCAUUCUUGGCUAAUAGUGAAAGUAGCAAUGAAAAUCCAUUGCGCUAUUCUGAUCUAAGCUUGGAUACUAGAUUAAAGCCACCCGCACAACCAGGGACCCCAAUAAUUGAUGUGAAACCAGAGAUUGCACUGGGGCCAGUCAUAGCCAUUGGAAGUCAACCAGAAGAACAAAAUGUGAUCAAGGAGUCCAAGAAAAAUGGUCCAGCAUUGUGGCCAGGCUUGUCUUCUGAGGCGUCACAUGGUGUUGGGAGUCAUGGUCUUUUGCAGUCUUCAGAUGCUAAAAUUCCAGGUUGGCUUGACACUGCUACGUUUGCCCCCAGACACAGGUCUUUUGAAAACGGUUCUUUAACUGGAAAGGUUUCAAAAGUUGUUGUCAACAAAAAGCCAUGGAAGAGGUGUGCCACUCAUUUUCACAUAAGUCAUCUCAUUCAGAUUUUAAAUAUUCAAGAGAACCAAGAGAGGUUGCCACUGCAACCUAAUCAAUUGAGACCACAGGAAGGAUCGAGUCUAGGAGUUCUUAUGGCAAUUAACAACUUUCAAGGUGUAGAUAACAGAUUAAAUGCAAUUGCUUCUCCUAGCAAUGUAUGCAAUUCAACCACUGAAAGAAAUAUAUCUGAAGCUAAAACUGGUAGCCUUCAGCACCAGCGGCUCCAUCAAGAUCAGCCCCAGGCUGCUCUGGCGUCUGGGGCAUACAAUUCACAGCAGCAGGGUUUUGAUUUCUUGUCACUGUCGGCUGGAGGGGGUGGGGUGGAAGCUAAGAAUAGUGUUAGUAGAGCUGGAAAUGGAUUAGAUUCUUCGUCACAAUUCCAAGUUCCUUAUCUUCAAUCUCUGGCACAAAAGCAGACUCUCAUGCCUUUCUCUAUGCCCCAAAGUCGCUAUACCUCCUCUGCUUACUCUGAUCAGCUUUCAGUAGCACCAGCAGCAGCACAUCAGGUCCAGCUGCAGCUACCUCUAUAUCUUGGCAGUCCACUAUGUGGUCCUAAUGCAAGUCCUGCAGCCUUGACAAAACAACAGCAGCAUCAACGCUUUUGGCCUGCCCAGCUGGCAGCUCAAUACAGGCCUGUGGGAACUUCAACAUCCAUGACCCAAGUUCAGAGCUGGCAACAGGGAAGGCAAGACACUCAGAUGCGGAUCCCAUGUUCCAACGUCCAUAUUCCUCCACCCCCUUCACCACUAGAAGUACUUGGCCCUAAAUACACGCCAUUCUCUCAACAGCAGCAGUACCUCAUGGACAUUACUUCAUCAUUGCCCCAUGCCCGGGUAAAAAGGCAAGACCACCUUCUCCCCUCUGUCUACGAAGAGACUGGAGGUGGCUUCCAUGCCAGUGGUGCAUUGCCAUUGCAAUUACUCUGCAAUGAGCGCCUUUGAUGUGAGUCGCAUUGACAACUCUUUGAUGGGACAUAAGGAUGGGUAACACAUUAUUUCGAUAAUUCUUUCUGUUCAUACUUGGGACUUGGUGCCUCAACUUUGGCAUGAUCGAAUAAGUGAUGAUACAUGCAAGGUUUGACUGAUAACAAUUUCCGAAUAUCAAAUGAUCAGAAAAGAAGAGCACUCCGGGCAAGCAGAGGAAACUUGCUGUGACCUCUAGGCGGAGUGAAAACCUGGACCUAUCAGCUGCUAGGAUGAUGAUUAAGUUUUGUAGAAUAAUCCUUUUACGAGCAUUACCACAUUCAUGUCCUUUUACAAACAAUGAUACUAAAUAGAAUGGUUAAGAUUAUGUUCAA
Messenger RNA from Quercus robur (English oak), 3350 nucleotides. RefSeq lists its product as uncharacterized. Bases 685 to 2994 code for a protein of 769 amino acids. The transcript is spliced from 13 exons. Lineage: Eukaryota; Viridiplantae; Streptophyta; Magnoliopsida; Fagales; Fagaceae. The record is from RefSeq and is a predicted model, not a curated record.